AAAAAAUCUACAAUUAGAAGAAUAAUUGAAUAAACAUGUAUCGGAGAACUGGAAUUAUACAAACAUUUCUGAGAAGACAGAGUACGAAUGCAGCUACGUUACCAGCCAACAAGAAAUCUUUGAUACCUUUAAUAACAUGUAAGAAUACCGAAUUUAAUUUAAUGUACGAUGUCGACAACAAAAAAACGAACCUACCGCAUGUAUCAAAAAUUGUUCUCGCUUCUAAAGGAUGGCAACAUUACAAAGCUAAAGGAGAUCAUUUCAUUAUUCAUCCAAUAAAGGAUAUCAUCGAGACAAAUCUUAAAGAUUCGACAGAUUUCGAAAAUCUUAAUCUCAAUGAAACUCUACUGAAGAACUUACGCGAGAAGCAUGACAUUCGAAAGGCAACAAAGUUACAACAAGAAGCAAUAGCAGAAAUUAGAAAUAAAAACAAUGUUUUAAUUGCUGCAGAAACUGGAUGUGGAAAGACUCACGCUUAUUUACUUCCAAUUAUUGAACAAAUAAUCGAACAAAAGUCAAACGAAAAAGAAAGUCGUCAGUUUAACACUCCAUUAGUUCUUAUCUUGACUCCUGGCAGAGAACUUGCUGAACAAAUUGGAAAAUUCGCUAAAGAAUUAUCAACUGGUUUGAACUUAAAUGUGAAAAUUAUAAUAGGAGGAAACACGAAACAAAAAAUGUUCAAUCCUUCAUUUGAAGACAUUGACAUCUUAGUUGGCUCAAUUGGUGCCAUCAGUAAAUUAACAACAACAGGAAUAGUUCGAAUGAAUAAAGUUAAACAUGUUGUGCUAGACGAAGCUGACACUCUUCUUGAAGAUAGUUUCAACGAAAAACUUGUUUAUUUUCUAAGGAGGUUUUCAUUUCAUAUCGAUACUCAAAUGAUUCUUGCAUCAGCAACAAUGCCAACAAACACCGAUGAUGUUUUUCGUGAUGUUCUUGAUACCGAUAACAUGAAGAAAGUUGUCAGCAGCGAUUUACAUAAAAUUCUUCCAUACGUCACUCAAAAAUUCAUGAGAAUGAACAAAUCAGAUCGUCCCGAAAAUCUUUUAAGGAUCAUUAAAAGUGAAGUUUUAAAGAAACGACCAGUGAUUGUGUUCUCUAAUAAAUCCAACACAUGUGACUAUGUUUCAUUGUUUCUCAACAGCAAUGGCAUUGAAACGUUUAAUUUAAAUGGUGACAUGCUAAUGAAAAUCAGAACAGGAAGGUUUGAACAAUUUCAAAAUGGUGAAAUUAAUGUUUUAUCGACUACAGAUUGUAUCGGUCGAGGCUUGAACACAGUCAGAGCACGUCACAUAAUAAAUUUUGAUUUUCCACUUUACAUGUCCGAUUAUAUUCAUCGAUGUGGACGAAUAGGUCGAUUUGGAAGUAGCGUAAAUUGUCGCAUAACAAAUUUUAUUUCAAGUCUUCGUGAACUUGACUUAGUAAGAAAAAUUGAAAUGUCAGCGAGAACUAACACUGAACUUGAAAAUGUAAAUGCGAACAUUCGUCAAAUUAUCAACUCUAAAAUUGAAAGAGAAAUAAGUAAACUUGAGAGAAUGAGCUUAAAAGAAUUAAAAGAAUCUAAAAAUUAAAAUAAAUAUUAAUAUCAAGUUAGUAGAAAUGAG
Molecule: messenger RNA, 1601 nt
Organism: Clunio marinus
Lineage: Eukaryota; Metazoa; Arthropoda; Insecta; Diptera; Chironomidae
Source: the annotation of a GenBank genome assembly